Messenger RNA from Micromonas commoda, 777 nucleotides. RefSeq lists its product with no specific name. The transcript has a single exon. Gene Ontology annotation, molecular function: magnesium ion binding; phosphatase activity. The annotation marks the transcript as partial. Lineage: Eukaryota; Viridiplantae; Chlorophyta; Mamiellophyceae; Mamiellales; Mamiellaceae. The record is from RefSeq and is a predicted model, not a curated record. Gene Ontology annotation, cellular component: cytosol.
GUCGACGGCACCCUGCUGAACUCCAGCCAAGAGCUGACCAUGCGCACGGAAGUGGCCAUCGCCCGCGCCGCCGCGUGCGGCGUGCCCGUCAUCCUCGCCACCGGCAAAUCCCGCGGGCCGUGGGCGCGGCGCCUCCUGCCCAAGCUCCCGGUCCCGAUGCCCGGAGUGUUCAUCCAAGGCUUGCUGACGUGCGACGCCGACGGUACCGUCCUCGAGUCCAUCGAGCUCGAACCCGACGUCGCGCGCGACGUGGUGGAAUUCGCCAAGGCGAACGGCGCUUCGCUCGUCGCGUUUUGCGGAUCUCGCAUCCUGUGCGAGGCGAGAGACGAAAACACGGAUCUGGUGCUCGCGUACGGCGAGCCCACGCCGGAGGCGGUGGGGGACCUUCGCCGGAACAUGGUGGACGCCGGGAUCGCCGUGAAUAAGCUGUUGCUGUUCGCGGACGAGGACACGAACGCCAUGCCGACGCUGCGAGCCGCCGCCGAGAAACGAUUCGACGACCGAUGCUCCAUCACCACCGCGGUGCCGGGGAUGCUGGAAUUUCUGCCCAAGGGGGCGUCCAAGGGCGCGGCGGUGGAGCGCCUGUUAAAAAGACUGGACAUCGACCCGCGGAACGUGCUCGCGCUGGGGGAUGGCGAGAACGACGUGGAGAUGCUCGCCCUCGCGGGAACCGCCGUGGCUAUGGCGGGAUCGGGCGCGAAAGUCGUCGCCGCCGCCGGGGGCGUCGUCGGCCCCUCCAACGACGACAACGGCGUCGCGGCGGCCAUCGAGAAGUAC